Molecule: messenger RNA, 6037 nt
Organism: Bradysia coprophila
Lineage: Eukaryota; Metazoa; Arthropoda; Insecta; Diptera; Sciaridae
Gene: Liprin-beta
Product: liprin-beta 1
Biological process (GO): neuromuscular junction development
Cellular component (GO): presynaptic active zone
Molecular function (GO): protein binding
Source: RefSeq, a predicted model, not a curated record
GAAAUACGGGUGUGAAUUUGUUGUUCUACUGAACAAUAUUUUUCUUCCUAUGGAACAUAUUUCUGUAAAGAAUUAGUCUCAAUGAUACCAUGAAAAAAGAAUUGCUCUGAAACUCCGCAAAAAAAAACUUAAACCGAAAUUGUGAAAAGUCAUGCAAGAAUAGCGUUCUAGUGAUGUUGUAAAAUUGAAAAGAAGAGAAACAAGGUACUCGUCGUUCGUGUUGUAUAUAAAAUCAAUAAACACAAAAUUUUGCUAUUUGUAGUUCGAUAAUUUUAUUUACUAAACGUAAACCAGAUGAAAAAUUCAGUGCCUGGAAGUAGUUGAAAUUUGUUAAGUGAAAAUACAUGCUAAGAGAGUUUGUUCUCCAUCAUACUUUUCCAUAUAAUAUAGCUAAUAAAUCAAUAUCGGAAUAGUAGUGCUGUUAAAACGAAUAAAACCAAUUCGAUAUUCUCAGUUCCAAGUUGCAUAUAUACUAAGCGAUAUAAACGAUAAAUCUAAAAAAUAAAAUUGUUCGAUGCGAUAAAAGUUUAUGUGAAAAAGAAGAAAAACCAUGAGAGAACUACCGAGGACUACAUUAAAAAUGGUGCAAAAAAAUCUGAUCCCCGAUGGGAAUCGGAAAAAACCUCCCAUUUCGAAUGUGAGUCCACCGAAAGACAUUGCAACCAGAACGGCACGCGAGUCCGUUACAAGUGAUUUGAGUUCGUCGCGGCCGAACAGCACAGCCUCGGAGGGUGGCUGCUCGUCGGACGAUGAAAAUAAUGAUGGGACAACCGAAUGCAGUGAGUCCGGCCAUGAAUCCAGUUCGGAUGAUUUUGGUGGCGAAAAUCGAACCGCUCUGGAUCCGAUAUCCGAAGAGGCGUCGCUGGCUAAGCGAUCUGAAGAUGAUGAUGAAUCAACCUGUUGUGACGAAGACUUUACUUGGGUCCGUUCCGAUCCUCCCAUCGAAUCGAGAUCGUUACCAACUGAUCACGUUAUCAAUUCACCAAUAACAAAUAACUCCGCCAAACCUCCAAGACCGGCCGGAAGUCUAGACCGGCGGCGAACAUCGCAUACAAAUCGGCAAGAACGCGACAAUAAAAGUCGUAGCGCACAUUCCCUCAAGGAAAGGUCCGUGUCCAGUGAAUUCAAGGACGCGUCCAACGAAAAAGGUCAUCAUCAUGAUUCCAACCAUCAUCACCACAGCAGAGCAUCGCCCGGUUUCUGGGAACCACCACCGCCGCCACAGAUUCCAUAUUCGCAUUAUGAUGCUCCACACUAUUACAACAAUUAUCACGGAGCUAGUCGCGAAGAGUUACGUAUGAUUGAGUAUCACCGACGACAGCAGCACGAUAUGUAUCGCUAUGGAAGUAACUUAACGUUGAGUGCUUCGCAAGAAAUCUACAACACUGGUGGCUGUUGUAAUGCAAGAUAUCAUGCUUUACCGCCACCGCCGUGCUGUUGUGAUCAUCGUUCAUUCCCAUGGAAUGGAAAUCAGCGUCAGGACACCGACGAACGGUUGCGACGGCUGCAGACGGAUAAAGAAUCCAUGGCUUUACAGGUCCAGGUACUUACAGAACAAGUUUCAGCUCAAAGCGAUAAGAUUGCCGACUUGGAACGCAUUAUCUUGGACAAGACACAACAAUUGAGUCAAAGCGAGGACUUACUGCAAAGAGAAAUGCUCUCUCGUUCGUCUUUGGAAACGCAAAAAUUGGAACUAAUGUCUGCGAUGAGCGAACUAAAGUUGCUACAUGCGUCACUGGAACGCGAAAAUCUAGAGCUACGUGCAAGCAAUCUGAACAACAAUUCAAUUCCACCCCGACGACCGCCUGUACCAGGCCGAAUCAGUGGCACAACAUCACUAAACUCGACGCCAAUCCACGGUAGCCACAACAGUUUACAGAAUUCAACGCCAAUUCCAUUGACACCCAAGACACCACCUGCCUCGUAUCGUCGGCAAGUCGACUUACAUUACAGCAGUCUACCGCGUCAGGCAUAUCCCAGUUCGGUUACCGUUCCGACAAAUUCAACGAGCGGUUCGACUCCAACCGUUUCCGGCAAUCAAGUGGUGGACAGCAAUGCGAAUCCGAAACAGCGAGUUGCUUUUGGUAAUCAUUUCAAUCUUUCAUCAUCAGCAUCAAAUGUGUACCACCACCAACUGGUCCUUUACCAGCAUCCAAAAACACAACUGUUGAAGGGUUUGCAAAACCAAAGAGGCUUUUCGGUGCCCAAUUUAGCCGAAUCGGAAAAAAUAAUUGAAGACACCAUGGACCAUCACCAACGUAGCUUUACACCUCAACCAUCGCCUUCGCCAUCAAUGAGCCAGAAGAAUCGUGGACUGCGCAGUAUUUUCGGUAAAAUAAAACGCAGCAACAGCGGCAACCUAGAAGAUCUACCCGGUGACGGUGAAUUCCGUCGUGGUGGAAUUCGUGCCACAGCUGGUGCUCGAUUGGGUUGGAACAAUAGCCUACCGAAACCGGACAAACCAUUUGCGGAAUGGGAUAUCGAUGCGGUGUGCGGUUGGCUGGAUGAAAUGGGAUUGGGUUGCUACGAAGAUGAGGCCAGGAAAUGGCUAAAGAAAGGAGCUAAAGACUUGGUCAGUGCAUCGCCGGUGGAUAUUGAGAAAGAGCUGAACGUGAAGACGCCAUUGCACCGGAAAAAGAUUAAUUUGGCCGUAAUAGACAUCACUGGCGCUGACAAUGACGAACUGUUUGUUAAUGCCGGAAAGUUGGAUCCGAUUUGGAUUAUGCGAUGGUUGGAUGAUGUUGGUCUUCCUCAACAUAAAGAUGUAUUCUCAACAGCUCGGGUCGAUGGCCGAAUGUUACACCGUCUGACAAUGGACGAUUUGGUAAAUCUGCAUGUGACAUCUUCCCUGCAUGCAGCGAGUCUUCGUCGUGGCAUUCAAGUUAUGCGCGAAAAUAAUUGGAAUCCGGAAUGUUUGAUCAGACGAUCCGGUACGGACGAUGAUCAAGCGAAACAGGUUCAAUUGUGGACCGCACAUCGUGUAAUGGAAUGGCUUCGAUUGGUCGAUUUGGCGGAAUAUGCACCGAAUUUACGUGGUGCCGGCGUUCAUGGUGCACUAAUGAUGUACGAACCACGGUUCACGUCGGAAUUGCUGGCGGAUUUGCUAAGCAUUCCACCGAGCAAAACAUUGUUGCGCCGUCACUUGGGCACACAUUUCAAGGAAUUGUUGGGACGAGAUGUAAUUCAGUUGAAACGGGAAGCGGAGACGACGUUAGGCUUUCAGCCACUAACUCUUGUUGCCAAAAUUAAGACGCCGAAGAAAUCGCAAUUUUCGUUGAAGCGUAAGAAGAGUACAAAAGGUGGCGACGAAUGGAGUGAUUUCGUUUGUCCAAUGGGACCGUCAGGUGAAAAAACUCUUCAAACCACUUCUAACACUAACAUGACGAAUCAAACAGUUCUGGAAGCCGUGGCCGCGUCCGAGGUUGCCUCUCAGCCGAAUAGCAGCGACUCGCCAACAUCUUCACGCAGUUCAACCUCCUAGCAGAGGCUGAGCUCGUGCACACCAUCGCCGAAAAAGAAUCCCCUCAAACCGUACAUCCCUCCACCCAUCCAGAUCAUUUCCCAUAAUCCAGCCACCUCAUUAACGGCUCCACGAACACCACCAAUUGUGCCCGUACAACGUUCAGCUUCAUUUAACGCCACCUGCACCGUUCCGAUUAAAAUCACCGCUUCGCCAAAAGUACGGAAUUCGGCAUCGUUCAGCAACUGCUCAAUCAUUUCGAAAGUCGUCAAGAACACGGUCAUCACCAAUUCACUGUCGUCGGAUAAAGGUCGGAUGUGGAACUUUGGCGGAUCGUCGAAAAUUGUUGAAUCGUACGGUAGUGGCGUUACCACUAUCCAUGAACCACCAUUAUCCAUGCCUCAGAAGGGUGAAAACAAGUGCAUUGACUAUUUCGUUUGAACAAAAUGUUUAAGAAAUCUUUUAUUGUGAACGGGUGGGUUAGAUUAGUGCAAAUUUAUUGUGUGUUGUUGCUUCUGUAAGUUUUUUCAUUUUUACUUUUUCUUAAGUUCCUUUUAUUUGAAUUCAAAAUAAGCUUUUCGUUCUCAAUUUUUUCGUGACCAUAACAUACCGUACCUUCACCACUACUUUUGUAAAUGGAGAUCAAACUAAACUACUUACCAGUAAGCUACAAAAUAAAACAUUGACAAACCAAAAGCAUUUGUUCGUUUGUUAUUCUGGGGACGGAAAAGAGCACUUUUCGUCCCACAUUUGUCAAAGAUUUACGCUUUCGUAACAAAACGUUUCGCACAUAAAUAUUCAUAGACCGAAAGAAUCUAAAGAUUCUCGAAGGUCUGUUUCGAUUUUUGUCUUUUACGAAUGAAAUGUUUGCAGCCCACUAGCGACGAAGAAGAGCAACUCUGUCUAAAUUUAGCUGGUCCAUUCAUACAAUCACACUGUUUAAUCACUACCACACGUGUACGUGUGAUUAUUAAGCCUGUGUAAAGGUGUAUAAGCGAAGCAUAAGCGAGGUAAUGCAAAUUUCCGGCGGAUCACAAAAAAUACGGAAUCCAAGUUUCGGGUGAAUUUAAGUGCAGCCCGAGACCAGUUAAAUUCAACUGACUAAAAAGUGCUCUUCUUAAACAAUCUAUUGAAAUAGUAAGUGCUGCAUUCAAAUUUACCCGAAACUUGGGUUCUGUAGUUUAUACAGAGUGUUGAAUCAACACUGUUGAUGGAGAGCGAUCAAUUAAAUUGAACUGGCAACGAGGACAAUGUCAAAAAUUUAUUAAUUUGAGUAAAUAUAAAAUUCAAACUUCGAAUUUAACGAAGUACAAUUUUGGUUGUGUUUCGUAUCUCAUUUUUGCAUUGCCCUCGAGGUCAGUUAGGUUUAACUGAGCCGAAAUCUUUAUGUGUUAAUACUGUAUAAUUUACGUGCGAGCAGUCUUUCUGUAUGGAUGGAUUAGCUAUUAAAAAAUGUGAAGCCAAAUUAGACAUAAAUUUGGUUGACCGUAACUGUAUUUUAACCAAAGACAAUAAGCAAAUAGUUUCAGUUUCCGUGACAGUUUAUUUUAUUGAAUGUCCUUGAAAAAACUCAAAAAAAACUUUGUCUCUAAACAAAUAAAUUCAAAAUUUAGAACAGAACACACACAUAGAUCAAUGUGAUUCUAUACAGCAAAAUGUGUGAUAAAACUAAUGAAGUAAAAGAUUCUCUGUUGAAAAUACUUAGACUGAAAGAAGCAAAUAUGGAUAAUUGACUCAACGUCUGUAAACCGUUAUUCGAAUGAACUGCCACGCCUUUUUUUUCGGGUUUAUCAAGUAACAAUUUUUUUAAAUCAAUUUUUCUACACAAUUUUUCUAACUGUCCAGUGACUGACCAAUAUAAUAAUAAAAAAAUGUUUCUGUAAAAUCUAUCACCUCACUACAAAUAUACAAUCAGUAUAAAGAAAAUAUGAAGAAUUUACUAAAUAAAUAAGUGAACAACCUUUUAGAAACGGCAGACCAUCUGUUUUCGUCGACGACAACACUAAAUUUGUGAUAAAUUUAUCAAUUUGUGACACUACUCGAUAAUUUGAACAAAUGAGUUAACAGAUGUGCGUAUUAAAUUGCCGUUUUUGAAAGGUUAACCUUUAUAAUCAAUGAAUUUAUCGUACAUUUAUCAAUAAUAUUUAACCAGAAAUAGGGAAAAGAAACAAAAUCUAAAUUUAUUUGUUAUGAUUGGGUAGUUUAGGGUUAUAAAAAAACAACCUUUGUGAAACGGCUAAUCUGUUAUCGACAUCAAUCGACUGCCGGUUAACGUGGUCCGAAAUACCGAAAUUUAUGUUCAAACGAAUAAAGUAAAAGAUUUUGUAUCAAACUCUAGGCGUGAUACUUUGAACAAAAGAAGAAAUAGAUUCAAUGAUUAUGUAAUGGCAAUACGUUUGCCCCGUUUCUAAAAGGUAAAAAAAGUUAAAAAAUUAAAUGAGAAAUGUUAUCAAAUUAAAAUGAAGUUAUUCAGACUAUUUAUAUUGAAUAGAAACUAAGUUAUUUUAUUGUUACUAUAAAAAAAGUUGAACGGGGGUAUUAACCAAAAUAAUGAUUCAAAAAGUAUUGCAAAAAAAA